This is a messenger RNA of Somion occarium, 2357 nucleotides long. Lineage: Eukaryota; Fungi; Basidiomycota; Agaricomycetes; Polyporales; Cerrenaceae. The record is from the annotation of a GenBank genome assembly.
AUUGGUCGUGCCGACGUGCUAUACAUGAAGCAGUACGCACAAACGUUUGAGUUGUACUUUCUCCACGCUGAGCAGGAGCUGUCUCGCAACCCCCUUGAGAUAGCUUAACAUUAAUCCGACUGAUGCAAUGCCGGAAAGAAAUUUCCACGGCCGAAGGAAACGGAAGAUGACCCAUGCACGCACCGACCUCGUCCGAUCAACCCAGAUUGCCAUUCCAAUUACCCUGUGCAUGCAGGCGUAUAUCAGUAACUGAACCUCCCAAAAUCAUAUCCCAUGCUGUCUUGAUUCUGGUGAGUAAAUGUCUUUCAGCUUCUUUUGCGAAGGUUCACGGCUUCGGCCUGUGGGUCUGUCUGUUCGAUUUCUUACCACUCUGCCCGGCUCAUCCGGAUGCUUCCUUUCGCAGGACCUCUUAAUUUCGAGAGGAGAUAUAACCCGGAUACUGGCUAAGCAUAUUUCAUUCCCAUUGGAAGUUGCUCAUCUACCCAGUGCUCCCAAUGACCCCAUCUCGUCGACACCCUUCUGAAUCUAGUCCCCUUCUCGGACGGUCAACAGAUUCACUUGGAUCGUACAGUUCUGUCGAUGAUGUGGACCCGACUCCAGUGACCCCUGUAACACCACUCAACAAGGUGUCACGAACCGAUCUCAUCUGGGUACUCGCGGGACUAUAUAGCGCAGUAUUCUUGGGGGCACUCGAUGGAACCAUCGUCGCCACGCUCCUCUCCCCGAUCGGGAGCUAUUUCAACGAAUCAAACCGUGCUUCGUACAUUGGCACUUCUUACCUUCUCUCGGUAUGUUGCUUUACGCCGCUAUACGGCCGUCUUUCCGAUAUCCUUGGCAGAAAAGGCGCCAUGUUAUUGGCGCUUUCGUUGUUUGGAUCGGGAACGUUACUUUGUGGAUUGGCACCCUCAAUGGAUGCUCUCAUUGCCGCGCGAGCAGUAGCUGGCAUGGGAGGUGGUGGCGUUAUGACAGUAUCCAGUAUUGCUGUAACGGAUCUCAUUCCUUUGCGGCAGAGAGGCCUCUAUCAGGGCAUGACGAACAUCUUGUUUGGCCUUGGCGCUGGUUUGGGCGGUCCCCUUGGCGGUUGGAUGAACGAUACCUGGGGCUGGAGAUCCGCGUUUCUUCUCCAGAUGCCCAUUCUGGUAUUCUCUUUCCUCCUUGUUAUCGCAAAAGUUUCCAUCAGGCUCCCAGAUGAAGUGCAGAAUCAGCCCAUCCGAAUAAAAUUACAGCGACUUGACUUCCUGGGCUCGAUCACGUUGGUCAGCACGGUCGGCUGUCUCCUUCUCGGUCUUAGUCUCAAGUCCACCGAGGAGCUUCCAUGGACUCACCCACUUGUAUGGGGUUUAUUAGUUGCGAGCAUUGUAUGGGCUGUCCUGUUCGUUCUUGUAGAGGCUCGUUGGGCACCAUUCCCUGUAAUGCCGAUUCGAUUGGUUACGCAACGGACUCCUCUUGCUGUCUCACUUUCUAACUUGUUUGGAAGCGCCGCCGCAUUUUCCAUGAUAUAUAAUGUCCCAUUAUACUUCUCAGCUGUUCGAUUGGACAAUUCUACUGACGCAGGGCUCCAUUUAUUACCCCAUUCGUUUGCGAUAUCAACAGGAAGCGUGUUUGCCGGCUGGAUCAUGCGGAAAACGGGCAAACUAUAUACCUUGACCCUUGUGUCCUCCGGAUUGACGGUUUUCGCCACCGUCAUGAUCGCUCUAUGGGACGAGAAUACCUCUGGAUUUCAUUUAUGGUUUGACAUCUUCCCUCAGGGCUUAGGCAUGGCGAGUGUCAUUACUACAACUUUAAUUGCUAUGAUAGCCAAUGUUGUUAAGGAAGACUUUGCUGUAGCCACAGGGAUCACAUAUCUUUUCAGGACGACCGGGCAAGUUCUUGGUGUCAGUCUGAGCGGUGCACUAUUGCAAGCCAUACUUACAUCCAAGCUAAAAGAACGCAUUCAUGGCCCGGACGCGGAAUCUAUCAUCGAGAGUAUACGACAUUCCACAAGCAUUAUACCCGAGCUUAGCGAAGCCCAUCGCAGGGCAGCUGUGACUUCUUAUUCCGAUGCUUUACGCGUCGUUUUCAUCUGUCAAGCAGCUCUUAACAUCAUUUGCUUCAUUUGUUGUUUGCCGAUACAAGAAAACGUACUACCUGGGACUCACGAGGAACAGGAGGAACAGUACAGAAAACGACAGAACUCGAUCCGCCAGCCUAAUCUGGACGAUCGAGAAGCAUCCUGACUACAAUGUAUCAUUAGCACCAAUAAUCCCACUAGUUGUAGUGUAUCUAACCAUAGUGAAGUGACAGGGACCUCGUGUGUCAUAAUAACACGAACCGUCAAAUGUAUAAGCUUUCAUCAAUAAUAGUCAUGCAACUGAACC